AUGACAAGCAAUGAAGACACUAGCCAAGGAGCAUCAACGAUGAAUGGUACCUCUAUCGACUCUAUCGAGAGUAAUGUAGCUGCGUUAUCGCUGGUCGAGGAUGCCAAUCGCUCGAAGCCUGUCGAGGACAGGCUCAUUGUUGGAGUCGACUUUGGGACAACGUCCAGUGGAGUGGCGGCGGUAUACAGCGCAACUCCAGACGAUAUCGACAUAAUCAAGACCUGGCCCGGCGGAAAUGGCAUCACGUCAGACAAAGUACCUACGGAAAUCGCGUUCUAUGAGAUACCUCCUGAGACCGCAAGCGCAACGAAAGCGAGUGUUGCAGAGGGACAAGCAGCAGAUGGACCGGCGCAAAGGCAGAUCAAAUGGGGCUUCCAGUUCAAGCCUGAGGAUCCUCGACUGCGCUGCAUUAAGCUGUUCCUCGACCGCAAUCAGAAGCUACCGCACUUUGUUAGUCCACUGGAGACGGCUGCUCAGCUGAGGAAGUGCGGACGUACUGUAAUGGAUGCCGUGACCGAGUACCUUAUCAAGAUUUACGAACACACCAUCGAGACAAUGACGAGGAGGUACGGUGAAGGCUUUAUCAAGACUACGAAAGUCGACUUCGUCCUGACUGUUCCGGCCGUCUGGUCUGACGCUGCGAAAAAUGCGACACUACAGGCCGCAGAAAGAGCAGGGAUGGGCAGCAGACAUGAGUUGAAGCUCAUAAGUGAGCCUGAAGCUGCGGCAGUCUACACCCUCAAGACAAUACAACCGAACGGGCUGAAAGUCGGCGAUAACUUUGUGGUAUGCGAUGCCGGUGGUGGUACCGUCGAUCUCAUAGCAUACAAGGUGACGCAGGUCUUUCCGCUCCGCGUUGAAGAGAGCGCGGUUGGUACGGGCGGAUUGUGCGGUUCAGCAUUUCUCAACUACCGAUUCGAGGACCAUGUCAAGCAACGUAUCGGCCAGGAGCGUUGGACCAACAUGAGAGAAAAGAAGCCAAAGACGUGGAUGAUGGGCUUGAAGUAUUUUGAGGAGUUUGUGAAGCGCAACUUCAACGAAGAGGAGCAUUCUGAGGUGAAUGUCCCUUUCCCUGGCUUGCCCGACGACGAGGAGGCUGGAUUGGACAGCGGCUUCCUCGUGAUGACCUCAGAGCAGGUGAAAUCCAUCUUUGAACCUAUCAUCAAUGAGCUCAUCAGCCUAGUCGAAGGCCAGGUAGAGGCCAUUCGGGAGAAAGGAGGCAAUGUCUCCGGCAUCAUACUGGUCGGUGGCUUCGGACAGUCCAACCAUCUUUACACGCGAUUGAAGCAACACUUCAAUACCGCUCCGCCCCCGCAAUACAGCGAAACUCCUACUCACACAGCCGCAUUGGCCACUCAACAGAGCGUGGAAGUCCUACAGCCAUUGCACGCAUGGACAGCUGUGGUGCGUGGCGCGGUACUGAGAGGAGUAGAAGGCAGUCUCGUGGAGAAGCGGAGAAGUCGUUGGCACUACGGGACGAGCUACGCGACGGUUUUCGAUGAGGCAAAACAUCCCAUGAGUGACCGCUACUGGAGUCCGCUGUGGGAGAGAUGGAUGGUGGCAGAUCGUAUGCAAUGGCACAUCUCGAAGGGAACACCCAUCUCUGCAGACCAGCCGAUCUCUUUCCACUACACACGGAACUUCAGGCCAGGCCAGUCGCUGGUUGUUGAAGAUGAUCUGAUCGGAUGCGAGAGCGAUGCAGCACCUGAUGCGUGGAACAAGGACCUUAUCAAGGUAUGUACACUGACCACGGAUCUUAACGCCGUACCGAAAGGGCUGUUCACUCGCUUGACAACGACGAAGAGCGUGGAGUUUGACAAUCUCGACUUCGAGCUGCAUAUGAUGAUCAAGAGUGCCAACUUGGUGUUCGAGCUGAGAGUUGAUGGCAUCAAGUACGGCGAAGUGAAGGCCGACUUUGCGUAG
Molecule: messenger RNA, 1923 nt
Organism: Fulvia fulva
Lineage: Eukaryota; Fungi; Ascomycota; Dothideomycetes; Mycosphaerellales; Mycosphaerellaceae
Product: Heat shock protein 12A
Exons: 5
Coding region: 1-1923 (640 amino acids)
Molecular function (GO): ATP binding; ATP-dependent protein folding chaperone
Source: RefSeq, a predicted model, not a curated record